UGUCUGACAUAUAAAAGUUGGUCCUCUUUCUUGGAGCCUGCAGACGAAUGGUGCAGCGGUGAAGGCAGGAGGAGGAGGAGGACAUAGGAGGGGAUAGGAGCCGCCGCAGACAUGGCUGGCGGGGUGGCCGUUGGGGUCGUGGCGCUGUUCUUGGCUGCAGCUUCAUUUGGGGCUAAUGCCAACACCGACUCGAAUGAUGAUACAGGUGUUGAGCCACAACUCUAUACGGUUUCUUCUUCUUCUUCUUCUUGUUGAACCAUGAAUGCCCUCAAUGUGUUCUACACAACCAUGAAUUCGCCGCCGCAGCUGACGAACUGGGUGUCCCAAAAUGGGGAUCCCUGUGGGCAGUCGUGGCUGGGGGUCACCUGCUCGGGUUCCAGAGUGACAGCAAUAAAGUUAUCUGGGAUGAGGCUUAACGGCACCUUGGGCUACAACAUGAACCAGCUCACUGCACUAGUUCAGCUGGAUAUGAGCAAUAAUAAUCUUGGAGGCAGUGACAUUCCUUAUAAUCUUCCUCCGAAUCUCCAGAGCUUAAAUCUUGCAGUAAAUAACUUCACUGGGACUGUACCUUACUCCAUCUCCCAGAUGGUUGCACUUAGGGAUUUAAAUCUUGAUCAUAAUCAGCUCUCGAACAUCAACGAUAUGUUUAGUCAGCUCACAAAUUUAACAACGUUGGAUCUAUCAUACAACACAUUCUCUGGUGAUAUCCCACAUAGCUUUAACUCCUUGACAAGUUUGAAAACACUUUACCUUCAGAACAACAAAUUUAACGGCACAAUAGAUGUUCUCACUGAUCUUCCUCUUACUGACUUAAAUGUCGAAAACAACCAACUCACCGGUUGGAUACCCGAUAAACUAAAGGGAAUCAAUAAUCUCCAGACAAGUGGAAACUCGUUUAACAAUGGCCCUGCUCCACCACCUCCACCAUCACCAUUAUCACCUCCAUCGACAAAUACCCCUCCUCCCUCUCGGCAGCAUGCUGUUCCAAGUAGCGCUGGUAAAAAUACCCCAUCUGAAAAUGGUGGAAAACACUCGAAACUUGGUGGUGGUGCAGUAGCAGGAAUCAUAAUAUGUUUGCUGGUUGUUAGCGCAAUAGUUGCAUUCCUUGUGAUCAAAAGGAAAUCAUGGAGGUUAUCACAGGGACAAGACCCUGAACAAAAUGAACCUCUCAGCCCUUUUGCUUCAGGACUUAAACAGAUGAAAUCGAUCAAAUCUAUCAAAAUCGUAUCAACAAUGGGAAAAGAAGAAUUGCAGAAGACUGUUUCGAUGAGUUUGAAGCCUCCAACAAAAAUUGACCUGCACAAGUCCUUUGAUGAAAAUGAUACCACUAACAAGGCCAUCUCAAGGAAUGUAAGCUUGUCUUCCAUCACAAUACCUGCAUACACAGUGGCAGACCUUCAGAUGGCAACGGGCAGCUUCAGUCCUGACAGUUUUAUCGGUGAGGGAUCGGUAGGCCGUGUUUACAAAGCCAAAUUCGGUGAUCAGAAGGUCAUGGCUGUAAAGAAAAUAAACUUCUCUGUAUUUCCAAGCCAUCCUUCAGAUUUGUUCAUUGAGUUGGUUGCAAACAUUUCAAUGUUAAAUCAUCCAAACCUUGCUGAGCUUGCUGGUUACUGUUCAGAGCAUGGACAAUGCUUGCUGGCAUAUGAAUUCUACCGAAACGGUUCUCUUCAUGAUUUCCUUCAUCUGAAAGAUGAACACAGCAAGCCAUUGUCUUGGAACAACCGUGUCAAGAUUGCGCUUGGAUCUGCAAGAGCAUUAGAGUACCUACAUGAGACUUGUUCACCCUCUGUGGUCCACAAGAAUUUCAAGUCAUCCAACAUUUUAUUGGAUGGUGAGCUGACCCCCCACCUCUCUGAUUCUGGGUUUGCAGGCCUUCUUGCAAACCAGGAAUUCCAGGAAUCGGAUGAGAACUCAGGAUACAGGGCACCUGAGGUGAUCUUGGCUGGUCAGUACUCCCUGAAGAGCGACGUGUACAGCUUCGGAGUCGUCAUGCUAGAGCUUCUGACUGGCCGGAAACCGUUUGACAGGACCCGACCGCGGCCUGAGCAGUCACUGGUCCGAUGGGCUACUCCGCAGCUGCACGACAUCGACGCGCUGGACCAGAUGGUCGACCCCGCGCUGCAAGGGCUGUACCCGUCCAAAUCCCUCUCCCGCUUCGCCGAUGCCAUCGCCCUUUGUGUUCAGCCUGAGCCGGAGUUUCGGCCGCCGAUGUCGGAGGUCGUGCAGUCGCUGGUGCGCCUGGUGCAGAGGGCGAACAUGACGAGGAUGCACGAGAGCCAGUCGCGGCGCCACGGCGAAUCCGGCGGGGACUACGAGUUUUGAGCGAGACAAAACUGUGCCUUUGCCUAGAUUUUUUUCUUCUAAAAGUAUAAAAAUAGUUAUAAACUCUCCUUGAGAGUUUUGAACUUCAAAUAUUCACAUAUAGUUUCAAACUAUAUUAGAUAGGUAGUAGUUCAGAAUAAGUAUUUAUCUGAAAUAAGUAUUGGUUCACAUUUGCCUUUGCGUUGCAGGCAUUUUGUUUUGCUAAAGACACCCCCAAAACAUUUGGAACGAACUUGGUUGAGAUUUCGAUGUAAAGGAGGGUAAGUUUGAUUA
This is a messenger RNA of Zea mays, 2595 nucleotides long. Its product is annotated as protein STRUBBELIG-RECEPTOR FAMILY 6. NCBI's taxonomy places the organism in Eukaryota, Viridiplantae, Streptophyta, Magnoliopsida, Poales, Poaceae. Gene Ontology annotation, biological process: protein phosphorylation. Gene Ontology annotation, molecular function: protein binding; protein kinase activity; ATP binding. The record is from RefSeq and is a predicted model, not a curated record. The coding region runs from base 259 to 2322 and encodes 687 amino acids. The transcript is spliced from 17 exons.